AUGAAAUUUGGUGAGUAUUUACGAAGGAAUUUAACAUCAGAAUGGUCAUCUCAAUAUAUUGAUUAUGAAAAUCUGAAAGAAUUACUUUAUGAAAUUGUAAAUAAAGCGCCAACAGACGAAAGUUCAUUGAGACAAGAAUAUUUUGUCCAGGCUGAUCAAGAAUUUCUGCAAUGUUGUGAGAGAGAAUCAAUAAAAAUCAAUACUUUUUUUGCACAAAAACUAGCUCAGUCGUUGCUGCAAUUUGACAACCUGAAAAGUGAACUUGAAUAUCUUGAAGAAAACGAUCGGCAUGACCAUUUGUUCUUUACAAAUAGAUUAUUCUUAAGAGCAUUUUCGACGAAUGAAAACAAUUCGAAUCAUACAUCGAAUUAUUCGCAAUUGCGAUCAAUACGAAAACUGAAGAAACAUCGCUCAAUGAAAUUAAAUGAUUUGAAAUUAGCCCUAAGUGAAUUCUAUCUGAUGUUAAUUCUCUUAAAAAAUUAUCAAAGUCUCAACUACAAUGGAUUUUGCAAAAUUCUAAAAAAACAUGACAAAUUAUUCCAAAUGACAACCGGGUGUCAAUGGAGAAUCAGCUAUAUUGAUUGCGCCCCAUUUUAUCGAUCGACUCGUGUUGAUGGAUUAAUAAGUGAAAUUGAAAAUGUUUAUAUCAAUAAGAUUGAACAUGGAGAUCGAAGUCGUGCAAUGCAACGUCUUCGUGUUCCACCAUUAGAAGAGAAUCAAUCGCGGAGCGUAACAUUCCGUCUAGGAAUGUUCUUUGGAAUGCUUCUGCUCUUAGUUCCAUUGUUAUUAAUCGUUUCUAUAUCGUUUUAUGCUUCGCAUUCGUCGAAAUCAAUCGACUGGCGUUCUGGACUUCAUUUAUAUCGUUCGUCGUUUUUACUUAUAAUUCAUAUAAUUUUUUUCGGAUUGAAUGUGUUCGGCUGGUCAACAAAUGGAGUUAAUCAUGUUUUAAUAUUUGAAUUAGAUCCAAGAAAUCAUUUAACAUAUCAAAAAUUUCUCGAAACUGGAACAUUUCUAAUGGUUUUAUGGUUUAUUAGUUUAAAUUUGUUCUUCGUAUGCUUUUAUUUCGAUUAUUAUCCAUUUGUCCAACCGGUGAGUUUCAUCAUAUUUCUAAUUUUAUUUUUUCUGAACCCGUUGCCAAUAUUUUAUCAAAAAUCUCGCAAAUGGUUGCUGAAAAAGUUACUUCGUAUAUGUUGUGCUCCGUUUUAUCAUGUCAAUUUCGCUGAUUUCUGGCUUGCGGAUCAGUUAUGUUCCUUGGAAUUGGUCUUUUUCGAUAUCGAAUUCUUCUUCUGCUUUUACACCAAUGAAAGCAACAUCAUUUCAUCGAGCUCAUCACAUAAGUUCUUUUGCAGUGGCUGGUCGCAAGUUGUCCUGCAAUCGAUAUUUCUACUGCUUCCAUCCUGGUUUCGUUUUUGGCAAUGCGUCCGUCGUUAUCGCGAUACAAAGCAAAGAUUUCCUCAUUUGGUCAACGCCGGAAAGUAUGCGAGUACUUUAUUGGUCGCGGUGACAAAUGCACUACGACGGACGAAGAAUUUCGAUUAUCAUCAACACAAAUUGGAAAAUCCUUUUUUGUAUUUGUGGAUUUUAAUGUCGCUUUUCAGUUCAACUUAUAAAAUGAUUUGGGAUUUGAAAAUGGACUGGGGCUUUUUCGAUAAAAAUGCCGGAGAAAAUCGAUUUAUAAGAGAACAAAUUAUCUAUCCGCGAAAGAUUUAUUAUUAUAUUUCGAUUGUUCUCAACGUUAUUUUGCGAUAUGUUUGGAUUAUCAAUGUUUUUAUUCAUUUUAACUCGUUAUUUGGAGAGUUUUCGGAUAUCAUUGGCUUUUCAUUUGCUUUGAUUGAAAUCUUCCGAAGGUUUAUUUGGAAUUAUUUUCGGUUGGAAAAUGAACAUUUGACAAAUUGUGGACAGUUUCGUGCUGUGAGAGAUAUUUCGAUUCGGCCAACACCAAAAUUGAUAAAAAAUUCGAGAACGACGCAACAAACGGAAGACGAUGAACAAUUAACGACUAAUGGAAUUCCAUUGACAGUUAUUAAUGAUUCUCAGCAUUUGUCUCGUUUAACAAGAAGAAAAACAAACGCGGAAGAGUUUAUUGAAGAAAUUAACCCGAUUUUAACAAUCAAUAAGAAUGAAAAUUAUUCUCUCGAUGAUCAGAUAGACUCGAUGGCAUAA
Messenger RNA from Adineta ricciae, 2163 nucleotides. Lineage: Eukaryota; Metazoa; Rotifera; Eurotatoria; Adinetida; Adinetidae. The record is from the annotation of a GenBank genome assembly.